Cordyceps fumosorosea ARSEF 2679 is the source of this 813-nucleotide messenger RNA. RefSeq names its product Serine hydrolase FSH. Gene Ontology annotation, biological process: secondary metabolite biosynthetic process. The coding region runs from base 1 to 813 and encodes 270 amino acids. NCBI's taxonomy places the organism in Eukaryota, Fungi, Ascomycota, Sordariomycetes, Hypocreales, Cordycipitaceae. Gene Ontology annotation, cellular component: cytoplasm; nucleus. The transcript has a single exon. The record is from RefSeq and is a predicted model, not a curated record.
AUGGGGGAGGCAUACGACCCGACGCUCAGACUGCCGCGCAUCCUCUGCCUCCACGGCGGCGGCACCAACGCACGCAUCUUCCGGAUCCAGUGCCGCCAGAUCGCCGAGCACCUGCGCGCCGAGUACCGGCUCGUCUUCGUGGAGGCGCCCUUCCCCUCCGAGGCCGGCCCGGACGUCGUCCGCGUCUUCGCCGGCAGCGGGCCCUUCAAGCGCUGGCUACGCUUCGGCCCGUCCCACCCGGAGCUCGCCUCGCACCAGGCCGUCGCGCGCCUCGACCAGGCCGUCCAGGCGGCCGUGGCGGAGGACGACGAGCGCGGCGGCAGCGGCGAGUGGACGGCGCUGCUGGGAUUCAGCCAGGGCGCCAAGCUGUGCGCGAGCCUGCUGUACCGCCAGCAGAACCAGGCGGCGGAAGGUGGUGGUGGUGGUGGUGGUGGGCUACCGCAGUUUCGCUUUGGAGUCUUGAUUGCUGGUAGGGGACCGCUGGUGUCGCUGGAGCCGGCGAGGGCGGAGAAUGAGAGCCUACCGAGCGCGGCGGACUUGUCCUCGAUGAAGGAGAAGGAGCCACGUGGCGACCACGUCUUGACGAUACCCACGAUCCACAUGCACGGGCUAAAAGAUCCCGGGUUGGAGGAGCAUAGGAGGCUGUGUAAUGAGUACUGUCAUCCCGGUACGAGGUCGCUCAUCGUUUGGGAUGCUGGGCAUCGUUUGCCGGUGCGGACUGACGACGUCAUACCACUUGUGGAAGCAAUACGAAGACUCGCGAGAGAGACGGCGGCCACAAAUCAAAAGGUCACUUUCCAAGCAAUUUAUUAG